Molecule: messenger RNA, 915 nt
Organism: Prunus armeniaca (apricot)
Lineage: Eukaryota; Viridiplantae; Streptophyta; Magnoliopsida; Rosales; Rosaceae
Source: the annotation of a GenBank genome assembly
AUGGAUCCCAAGGGCUCAAAGCAGACACAAGAGAUACCCAGCUUCUUGAGCCUCCCACAGCCUCAACAACAGCAGCAACAACAACAGCAGCAGCAGCAGCAGCAGCAGCCCAACAUGAGUGAGAACAAACCUGCUGAAAUCAAAGAUUUCCAGAUUGUGAUUGCAGACAAAGAAGAGGGGAAGAAGCAGUUGGCGCCCAAGAGAAGCUCAAACAAAGACAGACACACGAAGGUUGAAGGCAGGGGAAGGAGGAUACGGAUGCCUGCUCUGUGUGCAGCAAGAAUUUUUCAAUUGACCAGAGAAUUGGGCCACAAAUCUGAUGGGGAAACCAUACAGUGGCUUUUGCAGCAGGCUGAACCGUCGAUAAUUGCAGCCACCGGGACCGGUACGAUACCAGCAUCGGCUUUAACAGCGGCAGGAGGCUCUGUUUCACAGCAGGGGACUUCUCUAUCAGCUGGAUUGCACCAAAAGAUUGAUGAAUUGGGGGGGUCCAGUAUUGGGUCAGGGAGUAGGACCAGUUGGGCAAUGGUAGGUGGGAAUUUGGGGAGACCCCAUGUGGCCACUGGGCUAUGGCCCCCUGUCAGUAGCUUUGGUUUCCAGUCAUCAUCUGGUCCAUCAACAACAAAUCUGGGCAGUGAGAGUUCAAAUUACAUGCAAAAGAUUGGCUUUCCUGGCUUUGACUUGCCUGUCUCCAACAUGGGUCCUAUGAGUUUCACCUCAAUUUUGGGUGGUGGGAGUAACCAACAGCUUCCUGGCUUGGAGCUUGGGUUGUCUCAGGAUGGUCAUAUUGGGGUUUUGAACUCACAAGCCUUGAGCCAGAUUUACCAGCAGAUGGGGCAUGCUAGAGUACACCAGCACCAGCACCAGCACCAGCAACCUCCUGCUAAGGAUGACUCUCAAGGUUCAGGACAGUAG